AUGGAGGCAGUGCGCAAGCGCCCACAGCGUCCAAAAGCUGCGAAAUCGGUGGAGACAAUAACGGAAAAGAACGCAACAUGGAGCCAUCAUGAGGAGGAGAAGAAGGCUGUUGUUCACGCAACAAUUCCUGAGCUAGAAGCGAUUGAAAAGCCACUUGUAAAAGACAAGGAGAUUGGACACAAUGAGGACAAGUUGACGGUGUUACUAGAGGAUCUAGAGACAACAAACGAGUCAGUUAGUGACGAUACAAAAUGUGAAUCUUUUCCAGUUCAGGAUGAAGAAAAUGGAGAGAAUCAGAAACAGGAGAAGGAUCAUCAGGUUACAGAUACAAGGGAGACGUAUGAUCGAGUGGAUAUCUCUCUACCAGUGACAUCAGUGAUUGAUGCAUCCAUUUCUGCUCCUUCUGCACCUCUUUAUGAAGGGACAGAGCUUUCAGAGAUCCAUUCGAUACCGUUGGAGCCAAUAGGGAAUGCUCCAUUUCCUUCAACUUUGUCACCUCCGACGCGGCCGUCUAUGCCUCGUGCUUUUCAUGAGAUUACAGUUUCAUUGGAGACUGAUGCAACUGCACCGUCAGCACCGCUCGAGUUUGAAACCGACGACGUGGCUGAUCAUUCAAGUACGACUCUACCACCGGCGCCGUCAUUGUCACCUACAACAUUAAAAAAGCUGCAUCGAGUUGUUGCAUCACCGCGCAAUUUGGAGAAACGAAGCUCGGUGAUAAGAACGCCGGCAAAAGUAGCGACAGAUGUAUCAGUGGAAGGUGCGAGCGUGGCAGUGCGACAGACUUUUGCGAAAUCGCAUGAGGCUGAGGAGAAAGCUGGGAUGCAUAGCAUUUAUCCGUCCAUGAUGCAGGAAGAUGCAAAAGCAUCAACUCUAAUUACGGCAAAUGAAGCAGGGAAAACGCAAACACGUUAUCAGCAGCUUCUCAAGAAAAAACAUGUGCGUGUGAAGCUAGAGCCAUUUGUUAACUAUGAAAUGAACUUGAUGCGAGCUGAGGCGUCUCAAAAGCGUCAGGAGACGAAGAUGCGUCACAUUGAGACCAACAAAGGAGAGUUAUACGCGCGAGUGGAGAGGUAUUUGUUUUCAGAGUACAUAUUGCAUAAUGCUGCGUCGAAGAUGGAUGAGUACAAAAAGAAAAUUGAUGUGCUUAUCAAGAAAGUGUGGACUUUGGAAAAGAAGCGUGUUUCUUCGGCAAAGCGCUGUGGCGACAACGUGGAGAUUGAGCAGCAAAUAGAGUUUCAAACUGCGAAGCUAGAGACGUCACAGCUUGAGAAGUUAAAGGCUCAUCUUGACAAGCUACGGCAGCUGCGAACGGUGGAGGCGUCGAUGCAUACGUUUGACCGUGCGAUUUCCUAUUUCCACGUGGAGCAGUACUUAAAUAGUGUGCUACAAGAGCCGAAUCUUGUCUCGUUCCUGAACAAAAUAAGCUCAACAUGUGGGGGUGCUACUGGCACUGGUGAUUUGGAUCUUAUUCCGGAGAGUGCAAACUUUUACGAAAGCUUACCUCAGAGUUCGUCACUUCUGUCGUCAGUGGACCACCUAAAGUACUGUUUGGAUGUGCUAAUUUUCUUUGAAAAAAAGGUAACAUUGGGAGAGGGAGGGGCAUUUGGACGCGUGCCGCAUUCAUUCUACCGGGGCGAGCUUGUUUGGCAUAGUAAUUGUGCUAAAAUGCAUUACAGCGCUGCGGGCAGUGCCGGAAUGGAGCGCAAAAUCAAGUGUUAUGCUUGUAACAACCUGAACGCGCCCAUGAAAUCCAACCAAUGGUGCAAAUUGUGUGAAAGCUGCGAGGUUGUGCUGUAUCUUCCACCAUCUUCUGUGUCAACGAAGACGAACGAAUGGUUUACGAGUGUGUCACGGUUCCGCCAAUCGUUACAGAAAUGGAUCUCAUUGUGUCUACAGAGUCUCUUGCGUACAAAGUCGCUACAGAAUAUGCCAUACCUUUUAAUGCAUGUAAUGUACUUACCUCGGAUUUCAACACAUGAGCGGUCAUGGUUCUUAAGAUUCCUGCAGUUUCCGCGAGCUAUGGUUCGUACAGAUGGCUCAUUAAGGACCGCGUGGAGUGAAGAUCUCGUUGACCACUAUAUUGCAAUGUUGCAUUUGGUAUUUCAUCCCGAGACAUUACGGCGGAUGUCGGUUAUUGUGUCCAGCGGACCUGCUAAUGGUGCGAAAAUAGCAAAGAGUGCCGAUGUUGGUGUAGCGGGAACCAAAGGACUCGUAUCUUCCGAAUGGGUGCUGUUGGAAAACCCAGAAAUGCUGGAUCGAUAUUUUUUAUCGGACGAAGAUUUUGUUGCUAUAUUAAACCAAUUUCCGAACACAUUUGCUUUUGAGCAGUUGUUCUGUUGCACCCCGGACGUGAAAAAAUGUUUUAGUCGAGCUUUAACACUGGUGCUGGAGCUUACAUAUAGUUUGCGAGCAUUUCAAGAGUUUGAAAAGCUACCGGCGCGAAUUGCACAGCUUCUUGGGCAACUGCUUUCUGACGCGUCGAAGCUUCCUGGUUCCGGCCGACCAACUAGUUUUGGGAUGAAAGACGCCGUUUACUAUCCGGCACCCUUUGAUCAGUUAUUUCUGACCAGUUUGCAUGGUUUGAUGUCUGCCGAUUGCAAUCGUGUGGCAUGGAAGAGUUUAUACCUGUAUCCUUUUGGCUCGUUAUCUGACUUGGCAAAGUGGGAUGUGCUGGCUCUUCUAUUGUUCAAUCUCCAAAGUCUACCUGCAGAGGUAAAAACGGGAUCUGGGUGGAUGCAGUAUAUUGGUAAACAGAAUUGUCAAAACGUAGAUACCGGGGCACAGGCACGCCAACGCCUCUAUAAACUAAUUGAAACGGACACAAAAAGCGCAAUGUAUCUGCUGGACGCGGUAGCUAGUCUUGCUGCAUCGUGUCAGUCCGAGCCUUUCGUCAGCGGAGACCAAUCCGGCGAGCGGAAUGAUUUGGUGUCUGUCGCAGUGCAGGAGUUGUUUAUUGCAGGGUACACUGUUGAGAGAUGCCAGCGGGCUUUAGGCGAAAGUGGUGAGCGAGUAGCAGGUCCCUUGAGCACGAUUUGUUUGGCACAUCCGUGGGUGUUAUCGCUUCUCAUUGGGCUGCUUUUCAAGUAUCACCAGUGCGCGGAGACGUGGAUUCAUGUGUUUGAGACGUUUCCAAUCAAUCGCUGGAUGCCAACGGCGCAGGAUUUGCUGAACUUACAAGAAUGGCUGCUACUUGACGAUACAACAUCACCACGAAGUGUGCUGGCUCGUUUUCUUCUUGACCACAUCAAUUGGGAGUAUGACGUCAAGUUGCAACGAUUGUUUACGGACGCGAUGCUUCAUCGCCAGGUAGCUCUCAUGGUUGCCGAAGCGUUAGUUUUGUACAAAACACGUAAGGAGUGUGCAAUUGACUCUGAGUCAGCGGUUGUACUGUCUGGAGAAGGGUCUCCACAGAAGUUUGAGGUCAAUUCUAUCGCCAAAUCGAUUCGGCGCGCUUUAUGGCUAGACGAAAGUGUAGAUUUUGAAAAGUGGUGCUGGAAACUUAUGCUGAAGCUAAGAUUUUAUUCACCGAAGACGCAGAAGCCGUUGCUGACACUUAUUGAUCUCCGUCACGAUCGCUCUCGGGAGGCCUUGACUUUGCGCAGAUGGUUUGCUGGAGCUUCGACGUUGCGAGCAUCGCCUUCUUGCAAAGGGUUCCCAUUUUAUACUUCAUUCGAGGAGCAACUUGCUCAGUAUGGACUGGCCGGCAGCAAUCAAGGUAGCACAGUAGAAACGGUAGUCGGUAGAAGCACUGGUGCUCCUAUUAUUCAUCAGGGAAGUCGAAAGGUCUUGACGCCUCAUCGAGGAAUGGGCGGAGCAGAUAUCGAAUCGACAUUUUUUGCUACAGCAGCUCCACGAACGGAGCCUAUUGUGGCUUACGUAAUUUGCCAGAUGACGACAUUUUUGUUCAGCGACCGCCUCGAUCGCUGGGAGCCGUUGCUAGUGUUGCUAAAGAGUGACAAUUAUGCGGCAGCUAUUAAAGUGCUCGAGAAUUUAUUCCCUCUUUUAGCUCGGCUAGAGAAGAGUAAAAACGUAUCAUCGAAAUUAGCACCGGCGCCGGUGUCCGAUUGCGAAAUUGGAGAUGGACUCAAGGCGCUGACUGGAAACAGCGAAGGCAGUAAGUCUGCAGAAUCAUUCUGUGACAAAGCUAACACUGAAGGACCUGAGCAGAGUGGUGGUGUAGCAACGGAACUUGAUAAUGAUCUGGAGGUCUGUAUGGCAGCGAUGCAAGCUUUAUCUAUCGACGAGUUGCUGAGCCUGUUGAACUCACUGCAUGAAUUCUCGUACAUUAAUACCGACGAACUUUAUCACAUGCAAGAAGUUCUUAACAAGGGUUGUAUUGGUGGGUGGGAAAACACAGCCAAAGAGCGGAUAUUGGUGAAACUUCGGUUUGUGCGUAAAUGCAGUUGCUACUUGCACCCUGUUGUGCUCCCUGCACUCAUUAACGAGUGUUAUCCCCAAUCGAGUCCCGUGUCAAUCACAACUUCAGCUCUAUUUCAUGGAGCAAUGUCGUGGAUUUCUUCGGCUCUAGGGGGCGAGAAUAGCACAGGGGCAUUGUCACCGUCGGCAUCAUCAUCCACCAGUGCUGCCCUAUCUAUCCGGAACUCUUCUUUAACUGCCACGGCCGCUUCUCUUGCGUUGAUAUCAAACUGCAACUAUUCUAAGUCAACAAAAUCGCUAUGUGCGUUGAUCCGUCAGUCUUUUGAAUAUUCUGUGGACGACUUGUCGCUUGUAGAUUCGAUGCGAUUUUGGAUGAAGGCAUUGUUACACGUUCCGUUUUGGUACGAAAAUGCUGCGUUUCGACAUAUUUUGGAUGUCUUGCUACUGUGCAGUAUGGAGAAUCUUUGUCGACCAUCUUUCAAGAAAAAAGCUGUUGGUGGGAAUGCGAGUAUCGUUGGAUCAUCUGCAAUACUGUACGAAUUGGUGGACUUGAUUGACUCUGCUUUUGACGCCUUCUGUCGACGUGUAGCAAGGCACGAGGAAGAUGCAGGGAAACGAGAACAGCAAUUUUUUGAGGACGAGCCAGUUGUUGUGAGUUUCCUCCCAGCAGUUGCCGCAUCGGCAACAUUUGCUUCAAUAUUUGGUGGCUCAUUUGAUGUUGCUCAAUAUGUCAGCGGUUGCCCGCGUCUAGCAUUAUGGAGUUUGCUUGUCGAGACGCGAAAGGAAGCUCCGCUGUUUUUAACGAUGGGGCAGCUUAUGAUCAGAUUUGAACCCAAAACGAUGAAGAAGUUGGAUAAAAUAAGGAAGACGAAAGGCAGGCUUGCUGCAGCUCUCCGUGCGGUACGAGAUGGGAACAAUGUGGAUGUUCAGGCAGAGGAAAUGAUAUACGAAGGUCCAAUUCCUGCAUCUCAUUUUGGGAACCCGUUGACAUUUGGCCACAAAAGCCUUGAUUCUAUAUCGCAGUACAAGAUGUUUCGCUGGUGCAAUUACUGUCUAGAUCUGCCCGAGUCAGAGCCUACGCAAAUUAUCUACUGGCAGGUAUUUUUUGCGUUGUACUUUGCAAGCGUUGGCGGAUCUCGUGUCUUUGCACACCAUUUCCUAGACUGGACCGGUAGCUGCAACCCAAAGCAUGUGCAUUUGCGAAAACACCUUCAGAUCAAAUUGCAAAAGCUUGUAAACUACUGCUCCAACCAGGCGCAGGUUGUUUUAACUGCUACGGGUUCGGGUAGCUGCUCUUCUACUGGUGCGGGCUGGGCUAUGGACGUAAAGGAGCGGCGGUAUGCUCACCUAGUGGCGCUAUCCCAGCUUUAUACUGCCAUGGAUGCUUGGCUGGAAGAAAAGGAUCCAAACCUGUGGCUAAAAGAAGAGCUACUGUCGGGUUUGCCACGUCACUACGAGGUGGACCGACUAAAAGAUGUCUUGUGUCUCAGCGAUAAAUUGCUGAACUCACCACCAAACAAUAUGAAAUGGUCUGAUUUACCUUUGUGGACAAGUUGGUGUGGUUUUGAAUUUACUGUGAGGCGAAUUACCCCGAAACGGUCCGCUAACAAACACGAAAGCGACAAUGCUGGUGGUUUGACUCCUUCACCUUCUUCAGCCGGCGAAGAAGAUGAUUUUGCGUUUGUGGAAGAAGCAUCGGUGUUAGCGCGACGACAUGGCAGUUUCGGAGAGGUUGUUGGACUGAAUGGCCUCAGUAGUAGACCUUUGCCUCUAGUGCUGGGGCCGUCGAGCCUAACGUCGUUGCCAACGGUAUCGGUCGUGAUAUCACCUGAUCGGUGUGCUAUCACAACCUCUAUUCCGCCAAACGAGACUGGGUUGAAAAUGAUGGCCAUGAAGUACUCGGAGAAAUUAUCUAUUCUCGUGGCACUCGACUCUGAAAUGGUGGACAAUGUGUCUCAACUCUUUACAAGUAAGACAAGAACCGUGACACAGAAUCUGCCGUGUCCAGAAGGCACAAAUUGUCGCGGUCCUGCGGCAUUUCGAUUUGAAUUCUUGGAAUGGAUGAUGGACUCUCGCGCAGACGAUGCUAUCCAGUCAAUCCGUGCACAGGGUGAGCGGUGCGAUAUGAGUUCGAUGUUGGUGACAAGUGUGAUAUCAUCGAUAAGCGAAUACGACGGCCAAAUGCAUGAUGAAGGCAGUAUGGCAAUUUCCACGGCACCAUCUAUUUCAGCUGAACAAUUCCUGGAGCUUGAUGGCGAUGAUCUGAUGCUAUCUCUUCAAGUUUUACUUAUCGACCAAGUUGUGCGAACGCUUGGCAUGGAACACGAAAGGCUUCAAAGUUUGAAACAAAAACGGAAGAAUGAUGCACGCGUGGAUACGACAACUGAAUACGCUGCGAAUACUACCAAAGAGGAAAAUAUUGACGCGGCGGAAAAUACUGCGGAAAGGGAGUUGUUUUUGCUUAAUCAAAAGACAGACGAAGAGGCGGAACGACUGCAUGAAAAAGGUCUUGAGUGGUUUCGUCGUCUUACCAAGCUAGAUACGAAGCUGUCUCGGAUGGUGCCACCGUUGCGAGAAACACUAUGGCGGGCCAUUAAACAGCUGGGAUUAGACUUCGUUUGCGUUGACGAUCGCGAGACACGUACUUUGCUUCAAUUUAUGUUGGAAGAUCCGUCCCGCAUCAACCUACUUAGCGAGUGUUUCUCGCCAGCUGCUGCGCCAUCGCAUUUCGUGGAAAUGUUUGCAAGUUUGAUGAGUGCAAGUAGCUCGUCGAAGCUAUCGAGUGACGAAAAGCUUAUUGUGCUACGUCGCUUUGAUUUUCGUGCGUGGUUGCAGUCUCCGCAGAUGCCCUCUAAGCUUGAUCGUGACACCGUUUUGUGCAUGAUUUUGGGGGACAUUAGCCGCGAAUUUCCUGCAGAUCGUAAUUUGUUGGGAACUACCCAAAAAACUAAGGACGUCAGUGCGUGUAACCACUUUGACGACGUGCUACGUAUAUACGCGAAGGGGCUUCAAUUGAUAUGCUCUGCUCACCUGGAAGAUCAUGUCGAAAAAAUGGUGCAUGCUUUAGUUGGCGUCCACGAUGACUACCGGUUCCAUGAUUCAAGUAUGGGCAACCGUGUCUCGACUUCAUCCGCUAGCGAUGGCGACAAUUCCACCACCUCUGGACUGCCACUCUUACCAUGUCCAGCAGAUGCUUUGGUCUGGGAGGCUUUAGUUGGUAUCCCAUUGCCUGUCUGGAAAGAGCUUCCGCUUACACAAAUCGAGGCUUGCGUCAGGUUUCUUAGCCAGCACAUGGCAUCGCUGAGAUGGCAAGGUGGGUUGUCUAGCGGCAAUGCAUCAAAGAUUGGAAAUUGUAGUGAAGUUCCUCGGGGAAAAGAAGUGCCUAGUGACUCGUAUCUGUCAUCAGCAAAGUAUCCUGUUGUGUACUGGCAGCGCCUUGGUGUCCUAGCGAGCUUUCUUGAUUUGUUCACGUUGUGCUGUCGUGUGGCUCCAGAAGAACAGCAGUGGGAACUUAUCACAGCGUUUUUCGAACCCUUGCUUUCGACAUUAUAUCAGCCAUCUACAAACACGGAAGGCUCGGCGAUUAGUGCACCAUGGCCGGAUCAAGACACCAUUUCUACAGGAACUACCAUUUGUUCCUGUUUUGUGGCUACUUGCUCCGAGUACCUGAAGACUCAGUCAGCAUCACGAUCAACACGCGACACCUGCCAUUUGUUGCUGACACCAACAGCAAAGCUGUCGCAAAUUUGGUCUUUCUAUCUUACGGGGCUUGUUCCGCAUGCGCCUACACACAUUUGCAAGCACUUUCAUCAGUUCAUUACGCGAUUAGCAUGGGAGCACUGGUGCUUGACCUUUGAGAUUGUGCAACAGAUGCGUGAACUCAUUCAAAUGGAGAAAAACAAGCUCACGGGAGCGGCAACUGUGUCUAGUGACCAAAUGGUUCCUCCGCUGCACUCUACGUUAUUGCCAUAUCCGUUUGUAUCAUGGUUAGUGCGCGAUAUAUUAUGCCGCACAACUUGGAAAUCAACAAAUGCUUGGCUAGAAGCGCAAUGCGAGGUUGUAUGUUCAUCAUUUCUGCUGGAGUUUGCAAAGCUGUGCUUGGAGCUCGUGCUUGAUAUACCGCACUUUCAUGUGCAAUCUAGUCACGCAGUGUCAAGUAAUGUUCUUCCGCCUUACUUUGUCAACUUCAUUAAACAGCAAUCAACCUUUUGGGCGAAGUGGAAGAUGAUGGUGGGAGAUCUGGAAACGCUGCAGCAGUUCACGUUAGAUGCUUUAAUGGAGCCGCUAGGAAGCCGAGCGAACACGAAAUCUGUGAAAAGCAUAGCUUUGAGUGGACUCUUCCCGGCGACGCCAAGUGCAGCGAUGAUGCAGGACGGGUUCAUUCGAUUGCAGUUGGCUCUUCGUCUGUUUGGGCAGAUUACUACACUGCAUCACGACAAAUUGUCCAGUACGGAAAGCUUGCAACGGGUAAAUUUAUUUCUGAAAUUGAUCUUUGGUGUCUUUGAAGUAAACGAUCGCGGUUCCCUGGACGGUAACCGUUACAACUCCAGACAUGCUCCGUGGUUGAUGGUCCUCUACGGUUCAAGCUGCACAGCAUUGUACGAAAAACUAGAUGAAAUUGUACACUAUCAUAAAGUUACAGCUGGAAAAGACAAUGGCGCUGAAGUCUCAAGUAGUUUGGAGGAGACCAAGGAUGGUAUCUCAGAAGAAUGUUUGACGGCCACGAUAUCAGGAGUACUGCGAUUUUGUAAUUUGUCGUUAGUAGAAGUGUUUUUCAAGCAGAUGCAAUGCAGUCCAAACACAGGCGGUGGAAGCUCUGCACCAUCUUCAUCGGGGCUUAACUGGAACAAGUGCGGCAAUGUGGUAUUUGUGGAAAUUGACGCUUUUGUACGCGACUUUGCAUCCCGCCAAAAGGCAUUGAGACAGCAAAACUACCGAGGCCAUCAACCUUCGGACCGUAGUCUUUCUGCCAAGGAAGAUCUUGCAAUCAACCCGAAUAUUUCUGCCAUCCAGUCUCCUGCGGAAGCGAUUGGGACACCUCUUGGUAGAGUUUUGUGGAGUUUUCUAGCCUUUCGGGGUGGAGAGCUGGCGUGCUUGGCAGCUUGCGGACGUGCUGUGGCCUCGGUUCACGUUAUGAGCCAAGUAGCAGAAAAAAGCAUUGAGAAGUGGAUUAUUGAAGAGCGUCGAGGAAUGUGGGAUGCAUUGGCUUUGCGGUUGCACGUGCCUGAAUUGAGUGGUAGUGAAUUUGAGGCAGCUUGCCUCGAACAAGGAAAAUUACUCACCCUCCAGGUUCUCUUCCUACAGCAGCUUCGUCGUGCGCCAGUGCUGACGGAAUCAUUGAGUUUGGCGUUGCUUACCAAGUUGAUGGGAUGGAUUGAACGUGCUCGCGUGCAGACUAGUGUCUUGGCACAAAUGAAGCUGCUUUUUUUGGCUGCGGAGGUGACAAACUUUGUUUGCAAACCAUUGGCUGAGGUGCUCCCUUCAACACUGAAAAAGCAGAUGCUACGACAGUUAUGCAACGUACUACUGGAAUUGGGCCACGCACGUCGUAACAACGGCAUAAUGAAAGCGAUUGGUCUCGGUGGUUCCUUACAGUAUGGUAUCGAGUUUCAUGUGUCGUGCAUGGUGACGGGUAUAUUCCUACGGCUACAGACACGCAACGGUGCGCCAUUACGAGUGGAUGAUCGGAUUCAAUUCAAAAUGACCCGUACGACAGAGAAGCAUCUACGCUCUUUAGAAACAAUGCUCCAGGGUAAAGAUGCGUUUCAACUCGGUCGACGUGCUGAUGCAGUAAUGGACUUUGCACGAAAUCCACGCCGAAGUCUUGCAGACCAAGAUGAGUUUUUUGUAACACUUUUCUCCAGCAUGUACCCAGCUCAUGGAUGGUUACUUGCAAAGUGUCUGCCGUAA
Molecule: messenger RNA, 10290 nt
Organism: Peronospora belbahrii
Lineage: Eukaryota; Oomycota; Peronosporomycetes; Peronosporales; Peronosporaceae
Source: the annotation of a GenBank genome assembly